This is a messenger RNA of Sorex araneus (European shrew), 2414 nucleotides long. RefSeq names its product flotillin 2 (gene FLOT2). The transcript is spliced from 11 exons. Bases 110 to 1396 code for a protein of 428 amino acids. Lineage: Eukaryota; Metazoa; Chordata; Mammalia; Eulipotyphla; Soricidae. The record is from RefSeq and is a predicted model, not a curated record. Gene Ontology annotation, biological process: regulation of myoblast differentiation; protein localization to plasma membrane. Gene Ontology annotation, cellular component: plasma membrane.
GGCCCAGGGGGGCGAGCGGGCGGCGCGGGGGGCGGCGGGAUCGCUGGGCGCGGCCGGCUGCUGCUGUCCGGCUCUGCGCGCUCCCCCAGGAGCCACGGCCCGCGGCGCCAUGGGGAACUGCCACACCGUGGGGCCCAACGAGGCACUGGUGGUCUCAGGGGGCUGCUGCGGUUCUGACUAUAAGCAAUAUGUCUUUGGCGGCUGGGCCUGGGCCUGGUGGUGCAUCUCCGACACUCAGAGACUGUCUCUGGAGGUUAUGACCAUCCUGUGUCGCUGUGAGAAUAUUGAGACGUCGGAGGGGGUCCCGCUAUUCGUAACAGGGGUUGCACAGGUGAAGAUCAUGACGGAGAUGGAGCUCCUGGCGGUGGCCUGUGAGCAGUUCCUGGGCAAGAAUGUGCAGGACAUCAAGAACGUCGUUCUGCAGACGCUGGAGGGCCACCUGCGCUCCAUCCUGGGGACUCUGACCGUGGAGCAGAUUUACCAGGACCGGGACCAGUUUGCCAAGCUGGUGCGGGAGGUGGCAGCCCCUGAUGUCGGCCGUAUGGGCAUUGAGAUCCUCAGCUUCACCAUCAAGGACGUGUAUGAUAAAGUGGACUAUCUGAGCUCCUUGGGCAAGACCCAGACCGCCGUGGUACAAAGAGAUGCUGACAUCGGGGUGGCCGAGGCCGAGCGGGACGCAGGCAUCCGGGAAGCCGAGUGCAAGAAGGAAAUGCUGGACGUGAAGUUCAUGGCAGACACCAAGAUCGCCGACUCCAAGCGGGCCUUCGAGCUGCAGAAGUCAGCCUUCAGCGAGGAGGUCAACAUCAAGACAGCCGAGGCGCAGCUGGCUUACGAGCUGCAGGGGGCCCGCGAGCAGCAGAAGAUCCGGCAGGAAGAGAUCGAGAUCGAGGUGGUGCAGCGCAAGAAGCAGAUCGCCGUGGAGGCGCAGGAGAUCCUGCGCACGGACAAGGAGCUCAUCGCCACAGUGCGCCGCCCUGCCGAGGCCGAGGCCCACCGCAUCCAGCAGAUUGCUGAGGGGGAGAAGGUGAAGCAGGUCCUCUUGGCACAGGCAGAGGCUGAGAAGAUCCGCAAAAUCGGGGAGGCGGAGGCUGCUGUCAUCGAGGCGAUGGGCAAGGCCGAGGCUGAGCGGAUGAAGCUCAAGGCUGAGGCCUACCAGAAAUACGGAGAAUCCGCCAAGAUGGCCCUGGUGCUGGAGGCGCUGCCCCAGAUUGCUGCCAAAGUGGCCGCUCCGCUGACCAAAGUCGAUGAGAUCGUGGUCCUCAGCGGGGACAACAACAAGGUGACGUCGGAAGUGAACCGGCUGCUGGCCGAGCUGCCGGCCUCUGUGCACGCCCUCACCGGCGUUGACCUGUCCAAGAUCCCCCUGAUCCAGAAGGCCACCGGUGCUCAGGUGUGAGGCGCCCGCGCGAGGCCCCCUUCAGCAGCCGUGUCCGUGCCACGGGGACAGCGGGCGCGCUGCUGGCUCUGGUGCCUUAUUUUGUAGGGACCAGAAGUGCAUGCGGAGGCCAUCUCUGGCUGUCUCCCCUGCUCCCCUCCACCCCACGCCCUCUGUCACGGCUCAUCUCAUUCGUCUCCUCCACCCUCCACUCCCGGGGCUUCUUUUCCCUCUCCCUGUGUUUCCCUCUGACGCUCCCCCUGUAAUGACGCCGAGUGUGUUGCUCCUCAUCACUGUCUGUCUCUGGGGGAUGGCUCUGCCGCUCCUCACAAUCCUGGUGCCUUGAAGUUCUUUGUAGUCCUGGCCAGCGCCCCGCUUGGGUGCAGGGGGUAGGGGAAGGCGGGCACCCGCGCCCCUCCUGGCCUGGUCUUCCUGGAAGCCUGGCUUCCCCACUCUCAGCCCUGCAGGCCCAUGGGUGUCCCCCUUCUCCUCGGCCCUCCCACCCAGGCCUGCUCAUGCCCUCACUCUCCCCGUCCCCGUGGCAUGGAGGCGAGGCUUCCUGACUUCAGCACUGCCUUACGAUGGCCCUGUGUGUGCUCAGGGAAGUCCCCUUCAUAGACGUGUCCCUGUCGGGGGAGGGCCCGCUCCUAAUUCUGCACAGCCUUUCUGGAAUGGGGGAGGGUACCCCUAUGGGGCACUCGGAAGUAUGUAGACCCUCCUCCAGCUGGGGUGGCACCAUCCUGAGUGUCCGGCCCUUCCCGUGGGCAAGGCUGUCCCGACAGUGCUGUCGACUAGCCGGCGGCAGGGCUCCAGCCAUCAGGCCAUAGGCCAGUCCCCUGUCUCCUUGUUGGAGUGGAGGCAGAAGAGCCCAGGGCCUGAGCCUCGAGGUGGGGUGCUGUGGGCCCAGCCCCCACCCUUGGCCUCGCCCCAGCCUAUGUGGCUGCUCUGCAUGUGGAUGCUGCAUGUCUGGUCUGGGGUUUGGAUGCUGCACUGCCCCACUGCCUGACCCUUCUGGCAAAAUAAAUAUGUUAUGCCCUCA